Molecule: messenger RNA, 1844 nt
Organism: Juglans regia (Persian walnut)
Lineage: Eukaryota; Viridiplantae; Streptophyta; Magnoliopsida; Fagales; Juglandaceae
Product: cytochrome P450 94A2-like
Exons: 1
Coding region: 95-1645 (516 amino acids)
Molecular function (GO): heme binding; oxidoreductase activity, acting on paired donors, with incorporation or reduction of molecular oxygen; monooxygenase activity
Source: RefSeq, a predicted model, not a curated record
UGGGCCAAUCUUCAAACAUAGAUUGUGGUAUCCAAAACACAAAAAGGGUCAACAAAAGGUGUCCGAAGAAAAAUUUACCAAGGAUCAAUCAGCCAUGGAGUCGCUCCAAUUCCUGGCCUUUGUUUCUCUGACUGUUCUUCUUCCCUUGCUUUCAUUUUUCUUCCUCACCAGAACAUCAAAACCCCAAAAACAAUCUCCACCUUCCCCCAGUACCAUUACUACCCAGCUCCCAAAAUCCUACCCUUUAAUCGGUUCUUUCUUUGCAGUGUACGCCAACCGGAAACGACGUAUGCAAUGGAUGACUGACGUUCUGAAAAGCUCACCCUCCGCCACCAUUGUUCUCCGCCGAUCCUUCGUCGGCGACGAGGUCAUCACGGCCAACCCUGCCGUCGUCCAGCAUAUCCUCAAGACCGAAUUUCAUAACUACGUCAAGGGAGGCAAUUCUCACCGUAACCUCAAAGACUUUCUCGGCUCCGGCAUCUUCAACGUGGACGGGGAGUCCUGGAAGUUUCAGAGACAAGUCUCCAGCCAUGAGUUCAACACCAAUUCUCUACGUAAGUUCGUCGAGACCGAAGUCGACACCGAACUCUCUGACCGCCUCAUCCCCAUCCUAUCCUCGGCUGCCGCCAAAACCGGAACUGUCCUAGACUUCCAGGAUAUUCUUCAGCGGUUCGCCUUCGACAAUAUAUGCAAAAUCGCUUUCGGGUUCGAUCCUGCCUACUUGUUGCCCUCUCUUCCAAAAGCCAAGUUCGCGGAAGCUUUUGAGGAAAGCGUCAAGAUCAGCACCGAGAGGUUCAUUUCGUUAAUCCCCCUCGUCUGGAAAAUCAAGAAGCUGUUAAAUAUUGGGUCCGAGAAACGUCUGAGAAUCGCAGUAUCAGAAGUUCGAGAAUUCGCCACAAAGAUUAUAAGAGAAAAGAAGCACGAGCUCGGCGAGAAGUCGCUCGACUCCGUCGACCUCUUGUCAAGAUUCUUGAGCUCCGGCCAUUCGGACGAGAACUUCGUGACGGACAUAGUGAUAAGCUUCAUACUUGCCGGGCGUGACACUACCUCGUCGGCUUUGACAUGGUAUUUCUGGCUACUUUCCAAGAACCCACGUGUUGAGGCUGAGGUUCUGAAGGAAAUCAGAGAAAAAUCCGAAUCUCCUAUUUAUGAUGAAGUCAAAGACAUGGUGUACACCCACGCUUCUUUGUGCGAAAGCAUGCGGCUAUACCCGCCCGUCUCUGUAGACCAGAAGGAGGCCGCCAUCGACGACAUAUUGCCGGACGGGACGGUGGUGAAGAAGGGAAUGAGAGUGACGUACCAUCAAUACGCCAUGGGAAGGAUGGAGACGCUGUGGGGUUCGGACUGGGCAGAGUUUAAGCCGGAGCGAUGGCUGGAGAAGAGCGAGGAGGAGGAGAAGCAUUGGAGGUUCGUAGGGAGGGACGCAUACACAUACACAGUGUUCCAUGCGGGACCGAGGAUUUGUUUGGGGAAGGAGAUGGCAUUCCUGCAGAUGAAGAGGUUGGUUGCGGGGAUUCUAAGGAGGUUCAAGGUGGUGCCGGUAAUGGAAGAAGGAUUUGAGCCGGAGUUUGUACCGUACUUGACUUCCAAAAUGAAAGGUGGGCUUCCGGUGAAGAUUGUUGAGAGGGAAGAUGCGAAAGAGUGACAUGCAUGCAUCCAAACAUGCCUUAAUAAUCUAUGUAGUAUGUACUACUAAUAUUUUAGUGUGUUUUUUUAAUGUCCCUAUGUUUAGUUCUUAUUAUAUUAAUUUUUUUGAUUUAAUUAGAUAAUCUUUCCAUUUGAAUCAUUCGAAUGUAUUAUGAUUAAUUUAAAAACCUAGACAUUAUCAAAAAAUGGGACGAGGU